Necator americanus (New World hookworm) is the source of this 729-nucleotide messenger RNA. RefSeq lists its product as uncharacterized. The record is from RefSeq and is a predicted model, not a curated record. NCBI's taxonomy places the organism in Eukaryota, Metazoa, Nematoda, Chromadorea, Rhabditida, Ancylostomatidae. Gene Ontology annotation, cellular component: synaptic vesicle membrane; neuromuscular junction. The coding region runs from base 1 to 729 and encodes 242 amino acids. The transcript is spliced from 6 exons.
AUGGAGAACAUCCGAGCGUAUGGCGUCGGAUUAGCAGGCGGUCAGUUCGACGCCAAUGCGUUCCUCAAAAAACCUACAGUCAUCUUCAGAGGAAUUGCUUUGGUUCUCGCUGGUAUUCUAUGGUUUAGCAUAUCAAAAGGUGGAUGGCAUCGACUUAAUGGAAGUUCACAUCAUCAGAUAUGCCUUUAUGGUAGUAGCGCUUCCACGUGUUCGUUCGCAUCGGCUCUUGGAUUUUUUUCGCUUGUUGGUGCUGGCGCAUUGCUGUUAUCAGACGCACGACUUGAGCGGAUAUCGUCAAUCCCAACGAGAAAACGUGUUGUUACUGGAGAUUUAGCAGUAUCCGCCAUAUUUACCGUCAUAUUUCUCGUCGCUUUCUUCACAUUCUGGAGCAAAUUCUCAUCAUUCGAGAUUGACGAACCGUAUUCCUCUGGUUAUGCAAAACUUGGCAUACUUGUCUCAUUUCUAUCAGCGUUGGCCUGGGGUGGUGCCGCAUUCUUCGCUUGGAGACGAUAUGAAGAAGGAGCGAUAACAGCGCUAGGUACAAACUUCGACAAUGAAUUUAGCGGAAUAGAUGGGGAUGUUCAAGAUGGUUAUGGAUACGGUGGAAGUUCUGAUGGUAUUGGUGCUGUCGGUGUAUCAAAUACUUCCUACCAAGCAGGAGCACCACCGACGAUGCCACCACCGACUAAUCCUAAUCCAUUUGUGGGCACCGAUGGAUAUGGCUAUUAA